Molecule: messenger RNA, 7626 nt
Organism: Falco peregrinus (peregrine falcon)
Lineage: Eukaryota; Metazoa; Chordata; Aves; Falconiformes; Falconidae
Gene: WNT9A
Product: Wnt family member 9A
Exons: 4
Coding region: 52-1143 (363 amino acids)
Biological process (GO): neuron differentiation; cell fate commitment; canonical Wnt signaling pathway
Cellular component (GO): extracellular region
Molecular function (GO): frizzled binding; cytokine activity
Source: RefSeq, a predicted model, not a curated record
GCAGCGGGCGCGGCGGGGGAACGAGAUGAGCAGCGCCGGCGCCGCUGCAAGAUGCUGGAUGGACACGUCCUGCUGGGAUGGCUCUCCUCCUGCGCGCUCCUAGGGCUGCUCGCCUGCGCCCCGCGGCCCUCCGCCGCCUACUUCGGGCUGACAGGGAACGAACCCCUGACCAUCCUCCCUCUGACCUCAGAAAUGGAGGAAGCUGCCGUCAAAGCCCACUACAAAGUCUGUGACCGCCUGAAGCUGGAGAAGAAGCAGCGCAGGAUGUGCCGGCGGGACCCCGGCGUGGCCGAGACCCUGAUGGAGGCGAUCAGCAUGAGCGCGCUGGAAUGCCAGUACCAGUUUCGCUUCGAGCGCUGGAACUGCACCCUGGAGGGUCGCUACCGGGCCAGCUUGCUAAAGAGAGGUUUUAAGGAGACAGCCUUCUUGUACGCCAUCUCCUCUGCGGGGCUGACGCAUGCCAUGGCCAAGGCAUGCAGCGCGGGGCGGAUGGAGCGUUGCACCUGCGACGAGGCCCCUGACCUGGAGAACCGGGAGGCUUGGCAGUGGGGCGGCUGCGGUGACAACCUGAAAUACAGCAACAAGUUUGUCAAAGAGUUCCUGGGGAGGAAGCCCAACAAGGACCUGCGAGCCAGGGUGGACUUCCACAACAACCUCGUGGGCAUGAAGGUCAUCAAAGCUGGAGUGGAGACAACCUGUAAAUGCCACGGCGUAUCUGGAUCCUGUACUGUCCGAACGUGCUGGAGGCAGCUCUCUCCAUUCCAUGAAAUAGGGAAGCAGCUGAAGCAGAAGUACGAGACAUCGCUCAAGGUGGGCAGCACUACCAAUGAGGCCACGGGGGAAGGAGACAUCUCCCCACCCAAGAAGUCCAACCCUGGUCACAGUGAUCAAAUCCCAAGGACUACGGAUCUUGUCUACAUUGACGAUUCCCCAAGCUUCUGUAUGAUGAGUAGAUACUCACCUGGGACUUCGGGAAGGAAAUGUUACAAAGACAAGAACUGUGACAGCAUCUGCUGCGGGCGAGGGCACAACACGCAGAGCCGGGUGGUCACCCGUCCGUGCCAGUGCCAGGUCCGCUGGUGCUGCUAUGUGGAAUGCAAGCAGUGCACCCAGAGAGAAGAGGUUUACACCUGCAAAGACUGACGCGUCUUCUGCUUGAUGGCAACCCUCGGUGACGGGCAGUGGCGAUCUAUGAGAACUGCAUAUGGAGACAAACAGGGUUUGAUUGACCUUCUGGGAUCUGAAAGCUAUGUUGAGACAUAAGCACUUUGUAGGGUACAGGUGACCCAGCUGUGUUGCUGUUUUGUUUUUGUUUUUUUUUUUUUUUUUUUCCUGUAGACUGGAUUUUAAUGAGGUCCAACCAUGUGGAAAUAAGUGCCUGUCACACUGGGGUUAGACACCAGUUGACCUUCACCUUAGUCGUCUACGCAGUUUGACGGAUCGUUUCCUUGGAACACCUUGAUCGUUUCGCCAAUCCUCCAUGAACUCCUGGCCUGAUAUAUUCUCUUUGGCAUAAAUAACCUGUGCUCCUUUGUUCCUGAAGCUUACCCAGCUGCUUAGAGAGAUAAGCAGAUGCAAAAGGAAGAUCUUUCUGCUUUCAAUGCAACGGUGUGGGAAGCGGUCAUUUAUGUCCCUUUCUACAACUGGAGAGAGGCAUGCAGGGAAAGCAGGAACGGCCCUGAUGGUUCGUUCCUCUGCUGGGGCUUCUGCACGUCAAGCCCACCAGGCUCUGACAGAGCCCCCUGGCAGGGCGAGCUCUUUAACCACAGCUCCGUAUCCACAUCCAUUGAUCACCAAAUACAGCUCAAAAAACAUUGGGUCUACCAUGUUGCAGACAGAAACAUAUCCAAGAAAGAGGUUGGGAAGCCAGUAGAAAACCAGAUGUGCCUGUCCCCUUCAGUCCAAUCACAUGGUUUUUUUUAAAACAAUUUCAUCAAAUGCGGUUUCUUUAGCACUAUCACCGUCUUAAUUAUUUUUUUUUAAAAAACCACUAGAUACUUUUGUUUUAUUUUCAUUUUGUGCAUGAUUUAUUUUUCUCUCCUCUUCCCACCUCUUGUUGAUCGGAUUCACCCUGUGGUAACUGCUUCAGAAAUCUGAACUGGAACUUUUUAGUCUUAUGCCAGCUGAAUUUGGACAUGCAUUUCUGAGUAGGACAAGAGAAACUGGAGUGCAUCUUGGAAUGUGGUGCUGCCUCGCAUUGUAUAGCAGCCGUUUUGGAGUGGAGAAGACUUCUGGAGGAGUUGACUUUGAUUUUAUUAGGUCAUCAUUCCAUUUACUCUAAACUAUGGCAGUGGUACAUGACACAAGCUGUAUGUAAACCCUAUGACCUUAAAAUAUUUUUUUUUUAACCACUAGAUUACGAAAUGUAUUUUAAAAAUACAACUGCUAAAUUUUAACCAACUCUUGGAUUCGGAACAACCAAUUGAUGCAGAGACAAACUAUCAAGUGGCCAGAGAAGCCAGAAAUGGACUGCAGUGGUAGAUCACUCUGACACUGUGAAAUAGAUGACAACCUUUAGCAUUUCUUUUUUCCUUUGAAGAGGAUAUUUACAAUCCAGGAUUUGAUGCGGCAAUAUUCUUCAGUCAUAUAGAAGUGGAUUGGAAGCAGCUGGUGAAUGCCUCAACGAAGCUUUCUAAGGAAACACUGGAGAGCAGAGGGCAUUUUAUUUUACUUUUGGUAGCAAUUUUUUAUUGUCCAGUAGUAGCAAUUUCCACCAAUUUGAUAGAAGCCAUUAAUCUGGUACUCAAAAGAAGAAAUCUGCCUGGAGUUUUUCAAGCAGUAGUAGAUGUUAGCCAAGCAAAAAGAGAGCAGUUUCCCAAGAUGGACCAUUAUUUUUCAGGUUUUUUUUCUUUUCUUUCUUUCUUUUUAAUUUCUGCUCCCCACCCACCCCCCCCGCCCCCCAAAUAGUAGCCACUAAUAUUUAAGCUGUUCAUGUGCAUCUACUGGGAGGAGAAAAUAUUUUUUUUUUUUCUUAGUAACAAAUACUUGCAGUACAACCUGGCUCGUUGGCAUCAAGUCUUGAGGUGGAGGCAUGGGGCAGGAUGGGAUGUUACUGUUAGUAGCACUAUGGUCUUGCAAAGUGAAGCAUACUGUUUCUUUUUUGAUGUUUGCUUAUUUGCUGUACAAUUCGGGAGGUUGGGGUAGUGCUGGAGCAGGAGGAAUCCACACGCGGCGUUUGUCCCUUCCACCACAGCAAAUGCACGUUGGUGCAUUUGACGCAGAAAGUUUGCAGGAAGGUCUCGCAGCUCCUGGGAGAUGCACCGCUUUGAAAGUCACCCACGAGCAGUUUAUCUAAUGGUUUGAAAAAUAAACUGACUAGAAACCUAUUGUUCAGUGUGUCCAUGUGUGUGUAUAUAUACACACACGCUGACACACAUAUAUAUAAAUAUUGAACGAACAUUUAUUUAUUGUAAAGCCCUUCAGAAGGACCUUCUUAUGGUUUCAAUGUGGUAUUAUGUUAAAUUCUCUUUCUCCCUCUGUCUCUGUCUCUCUCUCUCUCUCACGUAUGUGCAAACUCACUGUUACAUUUCUGUGUGUGUGCUAGAAUAGCUCUUCCCCUCCAAAGUAAGGCCAGAUCCAAACCUGCUCAGAACAGGAGGAUUUUUGGGUCUGAGUUACUAUUUCUGGCUCCAUUCUUUUUUUUUUUAAAUACUUGUUCUUAAUUAAAGAAUGGGCUGCAAUAUAUGUGCAUUAUUAUUUUUAUUAUUAUUAAUUAUUAUUUUUAUUAUUGUUAUAUUUAAACCAUGGGCCUCAUUUUCCUUCUUUUCACUGGUGUCUCUGUCUCCGUUGACCUCGCUGGAGUAACUCUGCAUUGCACUGGUGUGAGAGGAGAAUGAGUCCCUAGAUGCAGAAGAGAGGGUGGUGUUGGCAUAGAUAUCAUUGCAGAGAAAUGCCUGGGUCGGCUGGGGAUAGGGGCGCUUGGUGUGUUUGGCAGCGGGGGGAGAGAGAGGUGGGUGGGCAAUAAGGCAGGCUGUCAAAGCUUGACUAGAAGAAAGUGGCAAAGAGUGAAUGAACUACUGAGUGAAAGAGCUCUUCUGUGUAUUAUAAUUCACGCACUGAAGCCUGGAUGCUUUCUGUAAGUAUUUAAAAAAAAAUCAAAAAAAAAAUCAAAAAAAAACCACCACAAAAAACAAAUUGUAUUUAUGUUAAUGUGGAUAUAUUACUUGCCUGUUAUAUAUUGUAAAUAGCAAGGUUUAUUCUCCUGUGGUUAAAAAAAAAAUUAUAAAUAACUAAAUAGUAGCGAGGCACAUGUGUUAAAUGUAUAGGCAGUGUAUAAAAUAUACUAACACUCUGAAAUCAGGAGAACUUGUCUUCUUGGCCUUUUGACCUAGGGUGGUAAAACAUACGUGGGUUAUUUUUCUUUCCCCCCCACCGCGUUGUGUGUGCUUUGGGUGGGGGAGUGUUUAGUCCCAGCGUUUUCCAAUGUUUGCCUUAUCUUUGAAGAAAGACUUGGGGGGCGGGGGGGGGGGCAGGGAGCGGAAACCUUGUUUUGGAAAAAUCCAGUGGAGCUUGAGUAGGAUGGAACAAGUAGCGGCUGGCAGAAUUGACUUGGGUUUUCUGCUGGUGAUAGAUGUGUGUUGGGAUUGCAUUAACCCAGGGAGCAAGAGCUUCUGCUUGCGCCGCUCCGUACGCGAGCUCAGAGAGCCCUAGAUGAGAGACUCCAAAGCCCUCUAUAAAACAUUGCGUGGUCUCCAGUAAAACCCAUUUGUGUUCCAGCUCUAGGAAACUGGAUUUUUCCAGAAAGGCUAAUUCUGCCACCACACCAUUGGAUCUCCAGUGCAAUUCAAUGAAAUUGCUCGGUUUUGUAAAACUACUACAAGAGUGGGUUUGGGUCCCUGACUUUUUCAUGGUGUCGUUUCAUAUAUAUAUAUAAAAAAAAAAGUGCAAAGCAACUUUCCCCCUUUUUCUUACCCCCAGAAAAACAGGCUUUUGCGGCAGAUGUAACUGGACGGGUGUAGGGGAGGUUUCUGAUCCCCUUUAACUCCCUGUCCCCCCCAAAAGCGUCAAUGUGUUGGUUCUCCUAAGCUGAUCCAGCAAGACUUGCGAGAUCAGUUUUGGGGUGGGGGGGUGCAACCAUUAUUUAUAUAACUUUUUUAUUAAUUUUUUUAAAAGAGAAGUUAGCUGAUGGAAGAAUAUUUUUAUUGAAUAGUGCAUUUAGUUAUGUCAGAAAUAUAAAAAAAAUAUAUAAUAUUUUUGUAAACAAGGCAAACUGAAAAUGUUUGCUGUUUUAUAUUAGAAUUUUCUAUUAAAAGAAAUAAAACCCCCCACAAAUAAUUGUUGCACCCAUCAUCUGAUUUUAACAAGCUUCUAUUCUGUGUGACUGACAUAUAUGCCGGAUGUGGAGACAUGCAAAACAAGUCCUAAACAUUACGUUCUCACUGUCCUCCAGCUCUGAAAAGACUCCAGUUGGUGAAACAAACAGUGUUUAGUCAAAGGGGCUUGCUUUUUUUUGUUUGUUUGUUUUUUGGAUUCUUGACACUAAAAAUGAGUUAUGAAGAAUAAGUAGCUUGUAAUUAAAAUACAAAAACCUAACCCGAAACUUGAAGCUUACCCUUUUUUAGUUGUGCAUCCUGGUCUUGAGAUGGCUCUGGAUGGAGGAAAGUUGAAACCUAUUUACAGUAACUGGAUCAAUAACUAGAUGUUUGCCAUUGAUCUCCAUUGGCCUGGGAAGAAUGACUCUUAAAACUGUUGGGGAAAAAAAAAUAAUCUGAGUACAUGGGAAGGUUAAAUGAAGAGGACCAAAUUCCAGACUUGAUCUAACACAAGCAGUUUUUAUCUAUUUGAAUGAGGCAGUGUAGAAAUGGGGAGUUGGGACCUUGGUCGGCUGUGGUUCAGGAAGCCUGUCGUUCACCUUUGGAAGCAAGGAUGAGUUAUGGACCAUCUGUUUCCAAAAGAGCUUUUGGGAUUGCUGGUUUGGAGACCUGAGCAGGGGCAAAAUAAUUUCUGAAGUUGGUGUUUGUUUUUGGUUUUUUGGUUUUUUUUUUUUUUGCAGCCAGCCAGCUCAUACACAUCUGCCUUCCGUCAGCCCAGGUCUUGAAUUUCUUUGUUAAUUGUUUUUCAGCUGCCCUGUGUUAGUGAACAUGCAUUAGGUUGGUUUGGCUGUGGUAGGGUUGGACGAGAACCCAGAUGAAGGGACAGAUUCUUGAGAGUACUUUCAUGGAGUAGAUGCUGCUUAAGGUAAUUUUCUGGUGGAUUACGGUGCCUGUGAAAAAUUCCUCAGUUGAUGUUGCAGUAAAAUUAGGUCUGUUCUGUACUCAAACAGGUGCAGCAAAGCUCUUCGUUCCUGGUUUGCUGGGCUCUGCGUGCACAUCUGUUGGGUUGAAUCUGGCUUCCAUGAGCAGCUCGUCCUGCCUUUCAGUUUUCGGGAUGCUAACUAGGUGAUGAAUUUUGGAGAGCAACAUUUUCCUGCAGGAGAAAUGGUGCCUUUUAGGACCAUUGCUGCUCGUGUAACUCAAAGGAGGCUCAGUACCGCACAGGAUCAGUCCUGUAGAAAAGUGGUCAUUGCUAAAGCAGUCAAACUUAGGGCCAGGGAUAUUGCCGUUGAAUAGCUUUUAGAUCUGUUUUUCGGUGAUGAACAUUGGAUUGGACUGAGCAAUUUACACGUUCCAGGAAACAGAGUCUUUCUGAACAACACAGGACUCUGUAGUACCUGUGGGUGGGGAGGAAGAGCAGAUGGAUUUUGCAAGCACAGUUUAGCUCUGGUAUCGUGGUGGGCUUCCUGUAACUGCAUUUAUUCAGGUGCAGGGAGUCAGUAGGGUUGAGGCCAUAAGCGAUUCAGACACAGAAAGUUCAGCAGGCUUAUCAGGGGACACAUCUGAAUAACUCAUUUGCCACAGUUGCUGCUGCAUGUUUGCAGAAAUGGGCAAACCCCUUCUCAACAGCAUUGGGCAAGGUGACGCAAAGGGGCAGGAGAUUCCUCCCUCACCCAGUCCUCCUUUUUGUCACAGGGUUGCUCAGGAAAGUGGGGGGAGAUGCUGACAUGCUUGGGGUAGCGGGGCAUUUGUAGUGAGCCUGGAAUCAUCCCUCGCUGGAUGCUGAGCCCAUGGUCUGCAGUCAGUGUGGCCACCUCCUGCAAGCGUUGUGGCCCAUGGGAGGUGCCACUUUUCCCCUGCUGACAAUAGAAGGGGAUAAAGACACAGAAACCUAGGUUAAUAGAAGUUAAUAGAAGUGGGGAUGAGUUUAAGACUAAUUAAAUUAUGUGUGGAUAACCCUGCCAGCUCCUGUUGGGUAUGGACCCAUUCGAAACAGCAUCACCAAACCAGCACAGGAAUUUUCCCUUGUUCCACCCUGCUGCAGUCUCUUAACGAUGCCCUUUGAGGCCUGAAUGUAAAGUCUAGGAUUUGUUUUGCACACCUGGGAUGGCAUUUCCUUUUAAAGGGAGGUGGGAAUACUAACAUGAAGGAUUAGUAUUUUUCUUUUGUUUUUCGUUUUGUUUUUUUUUUUUGUUUUUGUUUUUUUUCCAGUGUCUUAUGGGAGCCUAAGUUAUUUUUCUCUACCUCAUAUGUACAGCUUGUAGGUAUAAAUCUGAUUCUGAGUGACUGUUGAGAAUGUAUUUAAGUUAUUUAACAUCUUUGUAUAACAAAAAAAGCCAGAACAAAUGAAACAAUAAAUGUAUUUUAAAUUAUA